Messenger RNA from Xenopus laevis (African clawed frog), 5011 nucleotides. RefSeq names its product RNA-binding motif, single-stranded-interacting protein 1 (gene rbms1.L). Gene Ontology annotation, cellular component: ribonucleoprotein complex. The record is from RefSeq and is a predicted model, not a curated record. Gene Ontology annotation, molecular function: nucleic acid binding; RNA binding. The coding region runs from base 461 to 1675 and encodes 404 amino acids. NCBI's taxonomy places the organism in Eukaryota, Metazoa, Chordata, Amphibia, Anura, Pipidae. The transcript has 14 exons.
ACCCAGCAACUCGUGGAAUGGCAAAGAGGUCACCUCACAGCGGGGAAGGCAUCCCACAGGCGAUAGCGUGACCUCAGGCCAUAAUUUCGAUUCCCAGCGCCAUGAAUAUUAAGCGUAAAACGAGAGGGAAACACAAAGAGACGCUUGAAGUGCAGGAUGGUUCCCCCCGUGAGCGCUUUGGUACAUCCCGCGGUAGGUGGGAUCGGCAGUGCUGGGAAGUCUCUGGCAGAUCAAUGACUUCGCUUUGAUGGCAGGGUCGGCCCAUUGAGCUCAGAGCUGGGGGGGGGGCUUGCAUUUGUCAGUUCGCAGAGCCGUGAGCGGGGUGUACCGGGGAAAGAGGGGGAUUCUCCAGACGUUCCCCCCUGCAGCCUCCUGGACUUGGGGGAAACUUGAUACAAAGUUGCCUGCGUGUGACCCUACGGACGGAUACAAGGUCUCAGUUCGUGCGCACGGACUAGGAAUGAUUUUUCCAAGUAGCAGCAACCCUGUUAGAACUCCAUAUCGGAAGCAGCAACCCAUUGUGCCUGCUCAUCCCAUGGCUCCUCCAAGCCCCAGCACGACUGGUAGUAACAACAACAACAGUAGCAGCAGUAGUAGCAGCUGUGGAUGGGAUCAGUUAAGCAAAACUAACCUUUAUAUUCGAGGACUUAGUCCAAACACGACAGACCAGGACCUGGUGAAGCUCUGCCAACCGUAUGGGAAAAUCGUUUCCACGAAGGCUAUUUUGGAUAAGACAACAAACAAAUGCAAAGGUUAUGGUUUUGUAGACUUUGACAGUCCUGCAGCUGCCCAGAAAGCUGUUUCUGCAUUAAAGGCUUCUGGAGUCCAAGCUCAGAUGGCAAAGCAACAGGAACAAGACCCAACCAAUCUGUACAUAUCGAAUCUGCCUCUUUCUAUGGAUGAGCAAGAGUUGGAGAGUAUGCUCAAACCUUUCGGACAAGUAAUCUCUACAAGGAUACUGCGAGACUCUAGUGGUACUAGCCGUGGGGUUGGAUUUGCAAGGAUGGAAUCUACAGAGAAAUGUGAAGCCGUGAUUAGUCAUUUUAAUGGAAAAUUCAUUAAACCGCUACCUGGAGUUUCUGCUCCAGUUGAACCCUUGUUGUGCAAGUUUGCUGAUGGAGGACAGAAGAAGCGACAGAAUCAAAACAAAUAUGUCCAGAAUGGAAGAGCCUGGCCUAGAGAGGGCGAGGUGAGACUUGCUGGCAUGACACUUACAUAUGACCCCACCACUGCUGCUAUUCAAAAUGGGUAUGUCAGAAGGUUUUACCCCACACCAUACAGCAUCGCCACUAACAGAAUGAUCACCCAGACAUCGAUCACACCUUAUAUCACGUCUCCUGUGUCAACGUACCAGGUGCAGAGUCCAUCUUGGAUGCCACCCCAACCUUACAUCAUGCAACACGCAGGAGCUAUGUUAACUCCGUCCAUGGAACACCCCAUGUCACUACAGCCUGCCUCCAUGAUCAACCCUUUGACACAGCAGAUGAGUCAUCUUUCAUUAAGCAGCAGCGGAACAUACAUGCCUGCAACAACAGCUAUGCAAGGAGCUUAUAUCCCCCAGUACACACACGUCCAGACAGCGGCAGUCUCUGUGGAGGAGCCCAGUGGUCAACAGCAAGUGGCAGUAGAGACGUCUAGCGAGCAUUCUCCAUAUACCUAUCAACAAAACAAGUAACUCUAAAAUGGUGUCAUGAUCAUGCCUGAGGGAGAAAAGGUGCAGAGGCUGAAACAAUCAUGGAUUUUUCUGAUCAAUCGUGCUUUAUGAAUUGACCGUUUUGCACAGGUUCUUGGAAAAAAAAAAAAAAAAACAGUAAUUUAUAAUGAAAUCAACUCAAACUAUUUUUGCUAUAAGUUCUAUGAGGUGCAUAAAAAAAUCCUUCACUUCAUCUAGUGACUGUUCCCGUGAACAGUUUUAUUUUAUUACGAAAAUUUUUAUCAAGUACUAUAAAAAAAAAAAGAAAGACUAUAAGUUUAUUUCUGGAUAUGCACACGUGACACAUUUGGAUGAAUCCAUGUGCAUGACCGAAGAUCUUGUGUUAUAAUUUUUUUUACUUAUUUUUAUUUUUUUAAUUUGUAUAAGAAUUUUAUUUUGUUUUUACUUUUUUCAGAAUUUUAUUUUUCCUGAAACUAGCCAUUUCGGAAGCUGAGAGGCCCUGAAUGCGCCAGCGAGGAUGUUUCAGCCAAGCAUGACUGGUUGCUCAGCCGCUGAAAUGGCUUCAAUAAAAAAAAAAAAAAAAAAAAAGGGCACCCGCAGUGGUGCCGCUGUGCUUGCAGUGUGAGUGUUGCUGUUGUGCAGUGUUGCUGUCUGUUUUUCUGACCCUUUUUGUCAUUCUUUCUCAUAGCGUGAAGUGUCUUAUCUUUUUUCAAUGAAUUCCAAUUUGCCUUAAAUCUUUCAAUGCUGUAGCUUUUUUUCUGAAGUAAUUAGUAUGACAUAACAGUGUAGGAUGCUUUGACCAAGUAAGCUGGUCGUUAUGCCUUGUAAAACAGCAGCAUAGGGCUUUAAAAAAAAAAAGAAAGAAAAAAUUAGUUAAUAAAAUUGCUGAAGAAUUUGCUUUUUUUUAAAUGUGCAGUAGCUGUUUUUGAUGACUUUUUUUUCCAUGUAAUAUGUAAGGUAGUGAAACGCAUUGGGUAGGUGGGAGGAGGGAAAAUGUUUUGUGUGAAACACUUUUUUCUGAUGAAUAUGUUUUAAUAGAAUCCGUUGUUUGUAAGGCCUUAUGCCAAUUUGCUCUGGUAGUCCAAGCGAUUUUAGAAAUCUGCUGUAUAAUGCAAUGUAAAAACUUUUUUGCCUUUUUUUUCCAGACUAACUUGAUGUUCUAGUUUUAGUGAUUGUAGAAUAUAGGAAUUGGGAUGGGGGAUUUAUUAGUGAAUGUGUUUUUUUUCUUUUUUGUCUUCUUUAUACGAUUUAAUAAUAGUGCUUUAGAUAGUUGAUUGUGCUGAAAAUUAGCAAACAGAGAGUGCUGUUACAGCAAAAUGAUAAAAACAAAAAUUUAAAAAAAAAAUACAAAAUAAAAAUUUAAAAAAAACAAUAGUAACAACAGCUGAGACACAAGUCAAAUUGUCAAUACAUUGGGUACUAGCUCUCUCUAUUAGGCAAACAUAAAUAAGGUAAAAAGAAACUUGGCACUUUUUAAAGGUAACUUUACCAAAGAACAAAGAGCCAGUAACCAAUCACUAAAAUAUUCUCAGCAUGAAAUUUUUUUUUUCUGUAUUUUUUUUUUCUUUUUUUGCCGGACCAGUUUGCGGUUAGAAGAAUGUGCCUUUUUUGUACAUUUGCAUUUUUUUGGGUUUAUAGUUUUAAUAAAUGUAUGGACACAAUAUAAAAAAAAAAAAGCAUGAAGGAACACUUGGAUCCAUGCAGUGCCACACUUCACGUCAUCACUACAAGUAUUAAUUGUGAAAAAAAAAAGAAAAACACCUUUUUUUUGAAACUAUGAAAUUCCUGAUUGGACAAAUACACAAUUUUAGUUUCUACAUUUUUUUUUAAAUCAGAUGAUCAGUCACUGCUAUUUUUUUUUCUUUUAUGCUAAUUGCAUAUGUAAACAAUGUAAGCAAGAAAUUAUGUUGUCUUCCAAAAACUGUGUACUCGUCUGGUCAGCAGUGUGUGAUCAGUUAUCUACCUCAAAUAUUUCCUUUUAAAAUGGGACAGGUUGCUGGCCCUCCCUGUUUCCACCGACCAAAUCUGCCUAGCUGGAGCUAGGCCUAACCAGUUGUUUUUUUUUUUUGGUUUUCAUUUUAAUAAUUUUUUUCUAGUAUUGAAACUGCAUGUGUGUAUUUGUGUAUAGCUGGCAGUGACAUUUCAUAGUUUCAAAAGUAAUUGCUGCUCUCAGUUUAGAUUCUAGUAAAAUACAUAUAUACAUGAGAAGUGUUUUUUGUUUUGUUUUGUUUUUGUUUUUUGCAGAGGAAGAUUAAAAAAAUAAAGAUGUGGUAUAAAUUGGUUCAAAGCUCCCUAGGAUUUAAUUGCUUUAAUUAAACACCAAUCGCUGCUUAAGGCUUACGGCCCAAUGUGUGCUUUGACCACCCAAAUUGUGCUCCAUUUGAAGUCGCCACCUAGUGCUAUGAGUAGAAAUUGGGUGAAUAUUUCAAUUAAGUUAGGCUCAGGACUAAGCCAAAUCCUAGUCUUUUUUAGCAGGAUUCAAACAAUGACCCCUUAAAACCUCGUGAAUUUCCGUCAAACGAUCAAGGAAAUAAUAAAUAUUUUCACCCUUCCUUGCCCUCAUUUGCAUAUGAAAAUUGGGAUUCAGCCGAAUUGUUCGUAAAAGAUUCAGGAUUUGGCCAAAUUCCAAAAAGUGCACACAUGGGAUUCCACUAGGAAAUUGUGUCAACAUUUUUUCAUAUUUCCCAUCUCAGUGUCACAUUUUUGUCAAGGAAUAAAUGCUUGGGGUCAAAACAGCACACAUGCCAUUCGCCUAAGUUUUAUGUUGUAUGUCUUUGCUGAUGCAUUAUCAGUAAGAUCUACCUUUCAGACUUUCAGCAUCUUUCCAUGUAUCAGGUGUAUUAGUACACCAGGAGCUUUAAUCAAACUCAAGUUGAAGAUUUGAAAAGUCCAUGGUUAAACCAUAGAGCUCUUAAAGGUGAUGGAAAUCACAGCUGUAGAUGUCUGAAUCCCGUGCCAUACUUAAUUUCUGGGUAAGAUUUGAAAAUUAAAACAUAACCUCUGUACAUAAAAAAAACUAAUCAAUGAGUUAAACAUCACAUAGUAGACAGCCAUUAAAUUAUAAAAAGAAACAUUUAAUUUAUGAAGAAAGACCUUUUGUACAGAUUGAAAAAAAAAAAGAUUUUCAUAGAGAUAUCUAUAUGAUCAAGAGAGUUAAUUUUUUAUUUUUGUUUUACUCGUGCCACAGACUUGCCAGUGGUAACUUAUUUGUCCGGUUCAAGACAAACUCUGUAGUUAUGUUUCCUAGGAAUUGUUGUUAAACGCCAAGACAUUUUGAACUGUAAAUUGAUUAGAUUGUUAGCUUUUUUCUGUUUUUUGUUUCUUUUGAAAACUUUUGAAUAAAAAGAUCAGAAAGAA